CCUAAAUUGCCCUAAUAGCGAUAGCGCACCAUCACAGAACAAUGGCUAACUUCUACAACACAUCUUGCAAGCCUCCACCGUAUAAUCCAGGGUACCAACAGGCUCCAGGAUACCAACAGGCCCCAGGAUACCAGCAGGCUCCAGGCUAUCCACAAUACCAGGCCCAGGGAGGAUAUCAAGCACAGAAUCAGACUCUAACGUGUAACCAGGUUGGAGGCUAUCAGGCCAUAGCCUGUAAUCAAACUGCUCCUGGUGUGAAUAAUAAUGUUCUUGUUGUACAACCAACACGUCCACCUGCUGUACAAGAGGUAUAUGUUGAGAAUAAUGGCCCUAAUCAUCUCCUCCAUGGAAUUAUUACUUUGUUUUUCUGGCCAUGGGCAAUUGUUUGGUUGAUCGUUUGCCUUGCAUAUGGCGUUUAAACUGGAUACAUGAAUACUUUGUUUUAUGUAAUUUUUGUGUUUUUGUCAAUGCAGUGUGGAAAAUGAAAAUAGUUAACCAAUAACAAUAA
This is a messenger RNA of Amphimedon queenslandica, 508 nucleotides long. RefSeq lists its product as uncharacterized. NCBI's taxonomy places the organism in Eukaryota, Metazoa, Porifera, Demospongiae, Haplosclerida, Niphatidae. The transcript is spliced from 3 exons. The coding region runs from base 42 to 419 and encodes 125 amino acids. The record is from RefSeq and is a predicted model, not a curated record.